CUCAGCUCCCCAACAAAGUCACCGCGCUGACAGUGUGCGGGAGCAGCAGAGGAGAAACCUAAUCUCAGAACCCAACAACACCUAGCAACAGUUGAAAAAACUUUGAAACAAAAGUCGGGUGUGUGAGAUAGGCGGCUUCCAAUUCCUGCUGAUCCCGACCGAAGGAGAGAGAAGCUGCAGCUAUUCUGUGCCGUUUCCUGUAUGACUUCAGCGACUGGCUAGUUAGUCCCAGCAGAGUGGGAAAAGCGUUUUCCUCAGCCUUCUUUUGGGCUGGCUAGUUUUCCAGGACUCAGUCUUGGGCUGUGGGGCAAGCCACUGGGUUCUUCAAGGGAUAAACCCUCCGAGAAAGGAUACAUCUUUGGUUAAAGAGCUGCCAGCAGGUGGGAAUGAGAUCGCGAAACCAAGGUGGAGAAAGUUCAUCUAACAGGCAUGUCUCCUGCCCCAAGUCCUCCAUCAUCAGCAAUGCUGCUGGUACAGGCCCCUCGGAAGAGGCAAAAAAGAACAAGGCAAAUCGGAAGGAAGAUGAUGUCAUGGCUUCAGGAACUGUCAAACGGCACCUCAAGCCAUCUGGAGAAAGUGAAAAAAAGACCAAGAAGUCUCUGGAGUUAUCCAAGGAGGAUCUCAUCCAGCUCCUGAGUAUAAUGGAAGGAGAGCUGCAGGCUAGAGAAGAUGUGAUCCACAUGCUGAAGACAGAGAAAACCAAGCCCGAGGUUCUGGAGGCACAUUAUGGAUCUGCAGAGCCAGAGAAGGUGCUUCGGGUCCUGCACCGAGAUGCCAUCCUUGCUCAAGAGAAGUCCAUAGGAGAAGAUGUCUAUGAGAAACCCAUCUCAGAGCUGGACAGACUGGAGGAAAAGCAGAAGGAGACGUACCGCCGCAUGCUGGAGCAGCUGCUGCUGGCCGAGAAGUGUCACCGGCGCACCGUGUACGAGCUGGAGAACGAGAAACACAAGCACACUGACUACAUGAACAAGAGUGACGACUUCACCAACCUGCUGGAGCAGGAGCGAGAGAGGUUGAAAAAGCUCCUUGAACAAGAAAAGGCUUACCAAGCCCGCAAAGAAAAAGAAAAUGCUAAGAGGCUCAAUAAACUUCGAGACGAGCUUGUGAAACUGAAGUCCUUCGCACUCAUGCUGGUGGACGAGAGGCAGAUGCACAUUGAGCAGCUGGGCCUGCAGAGUCAGAAAGUGCAGGACCUCACCCAGAAACUGAGGGAGGAGGAGGAGAAGCUCAAAGCCGUCACCUACAAAUCCAAAGAAGACCGCCAGAAACUGCUCAAGUUAGAAGUGGACUUCGAACACAAGGCCUCGAGGUUCUCCCAGGAGCACGAAGAAAUGAAUGCCAAACUGGCGAACCAGGAGUCUCACAACCGACAACUCCGGCUCAAGCUGGUUGGCUUAUCUCAAAGGAUCGAAGAACUGGAAGAGACCAACAAAAACCUCCAGAAGGCCGAGGAAGAGCUUCAGGAGCUGAGGGAUAAAAUCUCCAAAGGGGAAUGCGGGAACUCCAGCCUGAUGGCGGAGGUGGAAAGCCUGCGCAAGCGCGUGCUGGAGAUGGAGGGCAAGGAUGAAGAGAUCACGAAGACCGAGGCCCAGUGCCGGGAGCUGAAGAAGAAGCUGCAGGAGGAGGAACACCACAGCAAAGAACUCCGCCUGGAAGUGGAGAAGCUGCAGAAGAGGAUGUCGGAACUGGAGAAGCUGGAGGAAGCCUUCAGCAGGAGUAAGUCGGAAUGCACCCAGCUCCACCUGAACCUGGAGAAAGAGAAGAAUCUAACCAAAGACCUGCUGAAUGAGCUGGAGGUGGUCAAGAGUCGCGUUCAAGAACUCGAGUGCUCGGAAAGUCGACUGGAGAAGGCUGAGUUGAGCCUCAAAGAUGACCUCACGAAGCUCAAGUCCUUCACUGUGAUGCUGGUGGACGAAAGGAAAAAUAUGAUGGAAAAAAUAAAGCAGGAAGAGAGAAAAGUGGACGGGCUGAAUAAAAACUUUAAGGUGGAACAGGGAAAGGUUAUGGACGUCACUGAAAAACUGAUCGAGGAAAGCAAGAAGCUUUUAAAACUCAAGUCCGAGAUGGAGGAAAAGGUGUCCAGUUUGACAAAGGAGAGGGAUGAAUUGAUGGGUAAGCUGAGAAAUGAAGAGGAGAGGUCCUGUGAACUAAGCUGCAGCGUCGACGUACUGAAGAAGCGGCUUGAUGGCAUAGAGGAGGUGGAAAGGGAAAUAAACCGAGGGAGGUCAGGCAAGGGGCCUGAGUUCACCUGCCCCGAGGACAAUAAGAUCAGGGAACUAACGCUGGAAAUCGAGAGGCUGAAGAAGCGUCUCCAGCAGCUGGAGGUGGUGGAAGGCGACUUGAUGAAGACGGAGGAUGAGUAUGACCAGUUGGAGCAGAAGUUCAGAACCGAGCAGGAUAAGGCAAACUUCCUCUCGCAGCAGCUGGAAGAAAUCAAGCACCAAAUGGCCAAGAACAAAGCCAUAGAGAAAGGAGAGGCUGUGAGCCAGGAAGCCGAGCUGCGGCACAGGUUUCGGCUGGAGGAGGCUAAGAGUCGUGAUUUGCAGGCUGAGGUGCAGGCUCUCAAGGAGAAGAUCCACGAGCUGAUGAACAAAGAAGACCAGCUGUCCCAGCUCCAGGUGGACUAUUCGGUCCUUCAGCAAAGGUUUAUGGAAGAAGAGAAUAAGAACAAGAACAUGGGGCGGGAGGUUCUCAAUCUGACCAAAGAGCUGGAGCUGUCCAAGCGCUACAGCCGCGCCCUCAGGCCCAGCGGGAACGGCAGGAGGAUGGUGGACGUGCCGGUGGCCUCCACCGGAGUGCAGACCGAGGCUGUGUGCGGGGAUGCUGCGGAGGAGGAGACCCCGGCUGUGUUCAUUCGCAAAUCCUUCCAGGAAGAAAAUCACAUCAUGAGCAAUCUUCGACAGGUGGGCCUGAAGAAGCCCAUGGAACGGUCCUCGGUCCUCGACAGGUAUCCCCCAGCAGCCAACGAGCUCACCAUGAGGAAGUCCUGGAUUCCUUGGAUGAGAAAAAGAGAAAACGGCCCUUCUACCCCACAGGAGAAAGGGCCUCGGUCAAACCCAGGUGCAGGGCACCCCGGGGAGCUGGUCCUAGCCCCAAAGCAGGGCCAGCCCCUGCACAUCCGCGUGACACCAGACCACGAGAACAGCACCGCGACCCUGGAGAUCACAAGCCCCACGUCUGAAGAGUUUUUCUCUAGUACCACCGUCAUUCCUACCUUAGGCAAUCAGAAACCAAGGAUAACCAUUAUUCCAUCACCCAAUGUCAUGUCGCCAAAGCCCAAAAGUGCAGAUCCGACUCUCGGCCCAGAACGAGCCAUGUCCCCUGUCACGAUUACUACUAUUUCCAGAGAGAAGAGCCCGGAAGGUGGAAGGGGUGCCUUUGCAGACCGGCCCGCUUCUCCCAUCCAGAUCAUGACGGUGUCAACAUCCGCAGCCCCCUCUGAAAUUGCUGUCUCUCCUGAAUCCCAGGAAGUACCAAUGGGAAGGACUAUCCUCAAAGUCACCCCAGAAAAACAAACUGUUCCCACCCCGGUGCGGAAGUACAACUCCAAUGCCAAUAUCAUCACCACGGAAGACAAUAAAAUUCACAUUCACCUGGGUUCUCAGUUUAAACGAUCCCCGGGGCCUGCAGCUGAAGGCGUGAGUCCCGUUAUCACCGUCAGGCCUGUAAAUGUGACAGCAGAGAAGGAGGUUUCCACAGGCACAGUCCUUCGCUCUCCCAGGAACCACCUCUCUUCACGACCUGGUGCUAGCAAAGUGACCAGCACUAUAACCAUAACCCCGGUCACAACAUCAUCCACACGAGGAACCCAGUCGGUGUCGGGACAAGAUGGGUCAUCUCAGCGGCCUACACCCACCCGCAUUCCCAUGUCAAAAGAAAGCAUCAUCAUUCACCAGUUGCGAAUGAGCUCCAGAUGAGAUUACCAAGCACAGCCCUCAAUCAUCACUAAGGUCCUGAAUGCUACUGAUGUUGACUGGAAACACCCUAUGACUUCCAGUGAUUUUUGUUUUGAGGAUACAAUUUAACAGUUAAAAACCACAGUGUGGAUGAUAUGAACAAAUGUAGCAAAAGCAAUUGAAUCUUUGUGCCAAAGAAAGUUUUCUUCUCUUUGCAAAGCUUUCAGGUCUGUGGGCACAUGCUGUGUAAUUUAUUUUUAUAAUACAUUUUGUAAUGUGAUUUCUUCCCCUAAAUUGUUUCUUUUCUCAUAGUCUGUGGCACAUAUAUCUGUAGAUUACACUGUCAGUUCUUCAAAGUAUUGAUAUUGUGUAUUUAAAAGGUUAAUGUAUCCUUUUCUUUUUAUUAAUUUGUUAUUUUUAAGGAAGAGAAGGCACAACACUCUAUUUCCCUGGGCAACUUUAACAGGUAAAACCUACAAACAGUAGAUUCGUGGGGUCUUCUUACUCAUAUGACGCUGUGGUCCUGAUUGUGGUUCAACACUGAAAACAGCGUUCUGGCUUAGGAGUUUAAGUACUUAAAACCAAUUUGUGUCUCCUGCUUGUGUUCUGUAUGUGAAACAAACAGCUUUGACUGGCAGUUCAAUUUUAUUUCUAUCUGCAUUAUUUAAUUAUGCAUAUAAAACAUAAUAGUGACUAUGACGUUAGGGUGUUUCCCACAUAUUACUCCUACCCCCAUGAAAGCUUACAAAUAAAAAUGGACCUAGAAAAUGGCAACCUUUUUUUUUUCUCAAAAAAAUAGGGAGACCCAAUGUAGAUCACCGUUCAAUUCUGAUUUUGACUGACUUUCAGACCUCCAUGUAGGUUGAGGAGAACAAUGCCUCCUACUAUCACUAUUCUUGGUACAGGUUCUUGCUAUAUAUCCCUAGCUGGCCUAAAACUGGCUGUGGAGACCAGGCUGGCCUUGAACUCAAGGGAUCUGCCUGUCUGUGCCUAUCACGGGUGCUGGGACUAAAUACAUGUGCCAUUGUGUAAAGAGUGUAUUUUUAAAGAAUUAAAAGUCCAAACUGUAUUACUCAAGUCUCGAUGUCAGAGCUGCUGUUGAAUUUAGGUUCAUGUGAAAAUGUGAAGUCUACUUGAAACUCUACUUUAAAAAAAAAUACUGCCGAUGGGGGUGGGAAUGUUUCCAAUAAGAUCUUUAAAAUAAUUUUAAAGAUAAAUUAAAGUUUGACAGUUUAGUUUCUAAAUGCAGAAGUCAUUUAUCAUGCUACUUAAGUGUAAAUGAAGAGCCAACGCUUCUUCUGAAUGUUAUAAGGUAAGUAAAAUCACCCAAGUAAAGUACUGUGAGCUCACCACUAUAGUCCACAAACUGUACCCACAUCAGCCACAGAGUCUCCGGAAUGGGAAACACAAUGGGAAAUUUCCUCCUUUAUGUAACCUAGGUUUUAAUGUAAUCUGUGGAACUGACAAAUCAUAGUCAAUAUAUACUGUAAAUGAAA
Messenger RNA from Peromyscus maniculatus bairdii (prairie deer mouse), 5392 nucleotides. The record is from RefSeq and is a predicted model, not a curated record. Lineage: Eukaryota; Metazoa; Chordata; Mammalia; Rodentia; Cricetidae.